This is a messenger RNA of Dermacentor andersoni, 6576 nucleotides long. NCBI's taxonomy places the organism in Eukaryota, Metazoa, Arthropoda, Arachnida, Ixodida, Ixodidae. The record is from RefSeq and is a predicted model, not a curated record.
AUGGCGGCUGCGCCUGGCAGUUAUAUACCACAUGCCUCUGCUGUGGCUUUGUUCUUCUGCCUCUUGGUCGCCGUCGGGGCAGAGCCACAGCACGAUGACGGCGAAGCAAGAAGAGAAGAAGACGUGACGGUACGGCUGGCGCGCUUCGUCGAAAGCUUAUACGAAGACCUAGAAGAAGCAGCCCAAACAAAUGUCGCCAGGCCUUUCCCAUCACACGAGGCUUUUCACGAGUUUCAUAAUCAGCCAGUUCGACCUUUCCAGCAGGGAAGGCCACCGGGGGGCGGCGGGGCCGCGUCACCUCCGCCGUCAAGGCCCGCACCAGGACAACCCGGUCAGCCUGUGGCUCCUCCUGGACCGACCACCCCUCCGCGGAGGCCACCGGGAACUGCUUUGUUCGGGGAACCGUUCGAGCCACCCAAGGGGCCGCAGAAGCCUCCUUCACCAUCCCGAGGAACAGGCGGGUAUGGAAGGCCUGAGGGACCGCUUCUACCGCCCAGUAACGUACUCGAGCCAGACAUUGUUGGUCCCGUUCUAGAGUAUGAACCACCUGACCUACCUCAAAGGCCACCAGUAUUCAGCGGCUAUCCUAUCAACACUAUUGACUUGCCACCAGCUCCUCCACGGCAACCACCAAGACCAAGGCCUCCACCACAGCCAGAAGCCCCCUCACCGCCCAAAUUUGUUGGGGUUCUCAUUCCUGCGGAUAAGACACCCCAGUUGCCACGACCACCGCUUCCCCCAUCAGCACCACCUGCGCCCAGGCCGCCUAUUUCAAGGCCUCCGGCUCCAAGGCCACCGGCUCCAAGACCUCCAGCUCCUAGGCCACCAGCUCCUAGGCCGCCAGCUCCUAGGCCACCAGCUCCCAGCAUCAGCCGUUUUCCUCCAGCGCCCCCUCCGCCGUUUGCUAGGCCACCAUCAGGCGCGGGUGGUAUUUCAUUCGAUGUGCAAACUGGAGUGGCGAAGCCCCGUCCGGGAGAACCAUCUGUAACUCCUGGUCCACCAGGGGAAGGUUUUGGAUAUGGGCCACCGAGGCGCCCUCCUCCCUCUCCUCCGGGUCCAGGAGCUGGUAUCGGGCCCUUGCCCCAGCCGCCAAGGUUUCCAGCAGGCCCUCCACCCGCCCCUGCACCUCCAAGACCUCCAUCCUUGUCCCGCCCUCAGGCACCGUCCCCAUACCCUUUUCCCAGACCUCCUGGUCCUCUGCCCUCUCCUCCUCGCGGAGUGGCUCUAUUCCCUGAAGGGAGACCCCCGCCUUCACCUCCUCAGCCUCCUAGGCCGGGUGGUUUUCCGAUUCCGGGGACACCGCGUCCCCCAGCGCCUCCUCGACUGCCGGCUCCAUCGCCACCACCAGGCUUUUUUCAGCCAGGCAUAGGUCCCUCAGCGCCGGGGCCUCCCAGGCCAACGACACCUGGUAUUCCUGCUCCCCCUGGGACAGCCAGACCUCCAUCUCCAUCGCGCGGGCCAGUCACUGGUGGACGAAAGCCUUCUGACAUACCACAUCACAAGUUCCACGAGUUCCUUGUCACAGGACCCAAAGCACCAAGACCAGGAGGUACGCUAUUCCCUGGGGCUGGGGUACCAGGACAGAGGCCACCAGGACCACAGCCACGACCACCUUCACCAACACCGGGAGGGCCGUUCAUCCCCCCUUCACCGCCAACCUUUCCCAUACCAGCUCCACCAAGACCGGGCGCUCCUCCGCCGGGCCCUCCUCCACCAAGACCUCCUACGCCGGGGCCUGGUCGCCCACUGAGGCCGCCGUCUCCACCAGGCUUCCCCGCACCAGCUCCUCCAAGACCAAGUGGUCCUCCACCAGGGCCUGGUCGCCCACCACGGGGGACCACCUCCACCAGGACCGCCUCCACUAGGUCCUCCUCCUCCAGGACCCGGCCGACCACUGAGGCCACCGUCCCCACCAGGAUAUCCCUCGCCCACACCACCAAGGCCAGGCGGUCCACCAUCGGGGCCUGGCCGUCCACCACGGCCACCUCCAAGCUAUCCAAUACCAGCACCACCAAGACCAGGUGGUCCUCCUUUCGGGCCACCACCACCAGGUCCUCCGCCACCAGGGCCCGGUCGUCCUCUGAGGCCUCCAUCACCGCCAAGUUUCCCAAUACCAGCUCCACCCAGACCAGGAGCUCCACCGCCAGGGCCCGGCCGCCCACCAAGGCCACCGGCACCACCGGGAUUUCCUGCCCCACCACCACCGCCGAGGGGACCACCACCUCGGCAACCUCCUCCUGCUGGUCCACCACCCUUCUGCUUCAAUUCAUUGACCAGUUUCUUCGCCCAUUGCAGUACAACAUUCUGCUCACCGUUGCGGUGGGAUGUCCCGGAAGGUUCCCUUCUCCACCAGCGCCUGGUAGGAGGCCACCGCCAGCGGGAUCAGGAGCAUUUCCCACACCACCUCCCGGUAUAUCUCCAAUUCCUGGAGGCGUGCCGAGGCCUACACCAAGGCCAGGGCCAUCGCCAGCUCCCCCAAGGCCUCCUCCUUUCCCACAACCGGGGCCAGGACCAUUUCCCGCUAUACCAAGCGGCCCUCCAAGGCCACCUACUUCAAGACCUGCAGUACGGCCACCGCAGCCACCUCGACCAGCAGGACCCCCGACAUUUCAACCUGGACCGUUUCCAGGACCACCAAGAGACGAGGAUGAGUUUCCAGAAACUCCUGGCUAUCCCUCAAAACCAUCCAGGAAACGACCACCUCCUCCACCGUCAAGGGGGACAGCCAUAUUUGGCGAACCUGGUGUACCAACUCCCCCACGGAGACCACCACCUCCGCCUUCUCCGAGACCUCCCUCACCUCCACUGGGACCAAUAACACCGAGACCAACGCCUCCAGGUCCAGGGCUACCACAGCCAUCCCCGCGACCAGUGCCAGGACCUUUCCCUCCACGACCACAGCCACCGCCUGGCCCACCUGGCAUUCCUGGAAUUCCUCCCCAGAUACCGAGGCCGCCUUCACCACCGCAGGUACCUAGACCACCAGUGUCACGUCCACCAGGGCCUGCACAGCCUGGCGGAAGACCAAAGCCUUCUGUUCAUGACAUUCCACAUCACAAGUUUCAUGAAUUCUUGGCUCAGCCUGUGAAACCUGGUACUGGAGGAGGGCAGGUUCCUGGUAUUGGUGGUUACCCUUCACGGCCACCGAGGCCUCGACCCCCACCUCCAUCGGCAGGAGCUGCUGUGUUUCCGCAAGGGCCGCCACCUAGACCUUCGCCUCCACCGCCACCCUCGCCACCGUUUCGGCCUCCAGGACCUCCACCUCCACAAGUCCCAUCACCUCCGAUAUUUCCAGGACCACCUGCUCCGCGACCAUCACCUCCUCCACCACUAAGACCUUCACAGCCCCAAUUCCCUCCUGGUCCACAAGGCCAACCUCCUGGACCUGGAUCUCGGCCCCCACCUACGAGACCACCAACACCACUACCGCCACCUCCCCAAAGACCACAACCUGCGUUUCCUGCACCACCAGCACCACAAAGGCCACCACCUGGAAUAGCCCUGUUUCCUGAAGCACCGUCAUAUGGUGGUAGACCUACAAGACCAAGACCUAGGCCAUCACCCCCGGCAGGUGGACCAGCACCACGGCCUCCUCCACCAGUAUCUCCAGCACCGCCACCAGUUCCAAGGCCACAGAUACCUGGACCCCAACAACCACCAAGAUUUCCACAACCUGGCCAGCAACCACAACCGUUUCCAAGUCCAAGGCCUCCUCCUCCACCUAGACCUCUGGUACCACCGCCGCCGCCUCCUGCACCGCGACCACCUCCACAACCUCAACCCACUCCUGGUCUGCGGCCUGGCCCCACUCCACCAGGACCGAGACCAUAUCCUGGCCCUCCUCCUAUACGACCAACCCCUACACCACAACCACCCAGGCCUUAUCCUGGUCCUUCUCCUGUACAACCAUUUCCAGGACCACCGCCCCCGGUAGGACCAACCCCAGGACCCCCCUUCGUGCCACGACCACCACCAGGUCCAAGGCCUAUUCCUUCACCAACUCCUGUACCAUCACCAAGGCCACCUCCAACUCCGACCUACCCAAGGCCUCAAGUGCCGACUGGACCUGGGCGAGGCCCUCCACUGGUGACACCACCGCCUCCUGGGCCAGGUACCGGGGACUUCCCUGAGGCGCCUGGUUAUGGAGCAAGACGCCCACGUCCAAGGCCACCUCCAGGGAGAGUAUUGUAUCCUGAAGGCGUAACCCCCUCUCGACCGCCUCCAGGUCCAGGUCGCCGCCCAGCACCUCCAUCACCUGGCCCACAGCCUAGACCACCAGGGCCCACUGGUCCAACACCAUAUCCAAUACCAGGGCCUCCUCCAAGACCCCCAGCACCUCCGCGACCUCCAGUUGCUCCACCCCCUCCGAGACCUGGCACUCCAUCUGCCCCAGCUUUCCCGCCACCAACUCCAGGGCAAUUCCCUCAGCCAAGACCACCAUCACCACCAGGUCCAUCGCGUCCAGCUCAACCAGGACGACCAGCAGGGCAGAGGCCUUCUGCAUUUGAUAUACCCCAUUCAAAAUUUCAUGAAUUUCAUCAGCAACCUGUCAGACCACAAGUAGGAGGUAGGCCCCGCCCGACUCCUGGUGUUGCUUUAUAUCCUGAGCCUGGUCCAGCAAGGCCGACAGGACCACCGCGAAUCCCAUCGCCACCAACACCCACACAGCCCUUCCCAUCUCCAAGACCUCCAGGACCCCCAGCACAACCAAGACCUACACCCAGACCCCCAGCAUAUGUCCCUCCAGCUCAACCACGUCCUCCUCAACUCCCAAGACCUCCUGGCCCCGUUCCUACACCCCCUGGUCCAGUACCAAGACCACCAUCACCACCACGCCCAUCUCCACCAACAAGGCCUCCUUCACCCAGGCCACCAGCAUAUUUACCACCUCAACAACCUCCAUCACCAGUGUCCCCUGCACCACGGCCACCUCCGCCGCCCCGGCCAGUACCAGUACCGAGACCUCCAUCACCUCUGCCUCCUGCACCACGUCCACCUCAGCCACCUCGACCAACGCCACCACCAAGACCUCCAUCACCUCUGCCCCCUGCACCACGUCCACCUCAGCCACCUCGGCCAACGCCACCACCAAGACCUCCAUCACCUCUGCCCCCUGCACCACGGCCACCUCCACCACCCCGACCAGUACCAACACCUAGGCCACCAGCUUAUAUACCACCUGGACCAACCAGCCCAAGACCACAGCCGCCAACUCCAAGGCCACCUCCAGGACCUUCUCGAUUUCCAGUUCCUGCUCCUACGCCAUCACCUCCAAGGCCUCAAGUUCCCUCAUUCCCACCAUCUCCAGGAUUUGUUACACCACCCCCAUACAGGCCAUCCCGUCCAGUGUCACCACAAAUACCACAAGGACCCGGAGGCACAGGUAUCACACCGAGUUUUCCAGCACCACCACCGACCAUACCGCGACCUAGUCCAAGACCACCGCAGCCAUCACCGCCACCUCGACCGCCAGUAACGCCGAGCACUCCAGGUCCCUCACCUCCGGCUCCACCAUCAGGCUUUCCCGACAGUCCAGGAUAUGGUAGCAAGCGCCCUACAAGACCCAGGCCACCAGCAACAGGCGGACGGCCACUACCACCUGGACCACUUCCUCCUGUUCCACCUCCCCUUCCGAAUGUCCCUGAACCAACACGGCCAGAAAUACCACAGCCUGUACCACAACCAUUCCCUGAACCACCAGGAUACGGACAGGGUAGACCAAGACCACCGCCCAGGCCUCAACCUCGACCUCAAGUUCCUGGUCCAGCACCACCUGUUAGACCCCAGAGACCAACUGACGUCAGGCCUCAAGUACCACCAAGAAGGCCACCUGGAACAGCCCUAUUCGGUGAACCUGGAGAGCCAUCACCUAGGCCACCAAGACCGAGACCUGGGCCAGGUCCUGGUCCACAGCCCCCUGCACCAGAACCUUUCCCAGACCAACCAGGCUAUGGCUCGAAACGCCCCAGGCCUGGAACUACACCGUCUGGUCCAGGCCAACGACCUGGAGGUGUCCUUUUUCCUGACACCCAGACUACUUCGAGGCCUUCGGUCCCUGGAGGCAGGCCUGGCGACACAGGAGAGGGAAAGCAACCUAUACGCUUCCCUUCUCAUAAAGCGUUUCACGAAUUCCACAACGCCCCCAUCAGAAUUCGAAAUAACAUAGGUUGAAACGAAGACAGAGUGUUGUACACUCCAUGUCGGCACUGCUCCUGAUUGCACUAUGUAUGCAUAGUACAUCCACAAUGUUUGGAGAACUGACUUACAGGGGAAAAAAUGCAACUACCAACGGUUGCUGUAAGCAGUUCAGCAUUAUAAAACAAGAGCAUGAUGGAAAAUCACAUCUAUCACUUAUGGAAAGAAUGCCGCGCCAUCGGCGAGACCAAAUCAAAUAUUUAAGAGCACUGAAGGAAAUGUCCUGUAUCAUUCCUGCUGCUGGAGGAGCCUGAUGUUUACAUGCCAUUGUAUAUUUUUGUUAAUAACUCUGUCAUUGUUUGUGAGUGAGACAUUUGCGGUUGUAUUUUUUCCUUGUUGCUAUAUUUAAGUUUCUUUAAUAAAGACAUACAACAGCAGGCA